Messenger RNA from Aspergillus clavatus NRRL 1, 867 nucleotides. It is a transcript of the gene ipp1, whose product is annotated as inorganic diphosphatase IPP1. Gene Ontology annotation, molecular function: inorganic diphosphate phosphatase activity; magnesium ion binding. Bases 1 to 867 code for a protein of 288 amino acids. The transcript has 5 exons. The record is from RefSeq and is a predicted model, not a curated record. Gene Ontology annotation, biological process: phosphate-containing compound metabolic process. Lineage: Eukaryota; Fungi; Ascomycota; Eurotiomycetes; Eurotiales; Aspergillaceae. Gene Ontology annotation, cellular component: nucleus; cytoplasm.
AUGUCUUACACCGUCCGCAAGAUCGGCCAGGCCAACACCCUGGAGCACCGUGUUUAUAUCGAGAAGGAUGGCGUUCCCGUUUCUCCCUUCCACGAUAUUCCUCUUUACGCCAAUGCUGAGCGCACCGUCCUCAACAUGGUUGUUGAGAUCCCCCGCUGGACCAACGCCAAGCAGGAGAUCUCCAAGGAGGAGUUCCUGAACCCCAUCAAGCAGGACGUCAAGAAGGGCAAGCUCCGUUACGUUCGUAACUGCUUCCCCCACAAGGGUUACCUCUGGAACUACGGUGCCUUCCCCCAGACCUGGGAAGACCCCAACGUUGUGCACCCCGAGACCAAGGCCAAGGGUGACAACGACCCGCUCGACGUUUGCGAGAUCGGAGAGCUCGUUGGCUACACCGGUCAGGUUAAGCAGGUCAAGGUCCUCGGUGUGAUGGCUCUGCUUGAUGAGGAGGAGACCGACUGGAAGAUCAUUGUUAUCGAUAUCAAAGACCCUCUGGCCGCCAAGCUCCACGACGUUGAGGAUGUUGAGCGUCACCUUCCUGGUCUGCUGCGUGCCACCAACGAGUGGUUCCGCAUCUACAAGAUCCCCGACGGCAAGCCCGAGAACCAGUUCGCCUUCUCCGGCGAGUGCAAGAACAAGAAGUACGCCGAAGAGGUCAUCCGCGAGUGCGCCGAUGCCUGGGAGAAGCUCAUGUCUGGCAAGAGCCCCCGUGGCGAGAUCAGCCUUGCUAACUCCUCCCUUGAGGGUUCCCCUGAGCGCACUGAUGCCUCCCAGCUUGCCGCCCUUCCCCGGGGUGAGGACCUGCCUCCUGCUCCCAUCGAUGGCAGCGUUGACAAGUGGUUCUUCAUCUCUGGUGCUGCUGUCUAA